This is a messenger RNA of Gastrolobium bilobum, 1903 nucleotides long. RefSeq names its product transcription factor bHLH62-like. Gene Ontology annotation, molecular function: DNA-binding transcription factor activity; protein dimerization activity. Gene Ontology annotation, cellular component: nucleus. NCBI's taxonomy places the organism in Eukaryota, Viridiplantae, Streptophyta, Magnoliopsida, Fabales, Fabaceae. Bases 78 to 1805 code for a protein of 575 amino acids. The transcript is spliced from 8 exons. The record is from RefSeq and is a predicted model, not a curated record. Gene Ontology annotation, biological process: regulation of DNA-templated transcription.
UUCAGUUUCACUAGCCUCAAAAUUCAGUUCAUUUCUGUUGUUUCUGUGUCAUCCUUGAUCUGCAAAAUUCCUCCUUUAUGGAUAAUCAAUUCUCUUUGAAUGCUGGGGUGUUCCAUCCCCUCCACUUUGAACCUUCACCUUCACCUUCACCACCUUCUUCUAUGCCCACAUGGCAUUCACUAUCUGCAUCAGCAAUGGAAAUUCAAUCAACAGUUCUGAAUUGCUCCCCUGAGCAAACCCAUGAUUGCUUUUACAACCCCACAUGGGACAAGUCAAUGGAUCAUGGUCUUCAGUUUGAUUCUGCACUGAGUUCAAUGGUUUCAUCCCCUGCAUCAUCCAAUCCCAACAUGAUGUCAAAUGAGAAUUUCAUGAUGAGGGAAUUGAUAGGGAAAUUGGGAAAUAUUGGUAGCACUGAUGAGAUCUCACCACAUUCUCAACCUUUGGUUAUGCCAUCUUCUUACAUUAAUGACAAUAACAGCACCAACACUUCAUGUUAUAGCACCCCUUUGAGCUCUCCUCCAAAGCUCAACAUUACCCCAGUGAUGAACCACUUGGUGAAAGAGAAUUUUCCCAGUUUGGGAGGAAAAUCAAUUGGUUUGAAUACCAGUGUGGCUGAAUUCUCAGCUGAUCCUGGGUUUGUUGAAAGGGCUGCAAAGUUUUCUUGCUUUGGUAGCAGGAGUUUCAAUGGCAGGAGUAGCCAAUUGGUGAUGAACAAUGCUGAAUUAGCUUUGAGAUCUGCUCAAGUAAUGGAAAGAGAGAAACUUUCUAGAGUCUCAAGUAGCCCAUCACUCAAAACAUUUGGAUCUCAAAUGGGUGCACAGGAGAACAAGAAUUCUCCAUUGCAGGAUCAGGAGAGAAUGGAAGUAGCUAAUUCUCAAGAGGAAUCUACAAUAUCUGAGCAAACCCCAAACGGGGAAACAGGAAUGAAAACUUGUCAUGAUAUGAAUUCCAGGAAAAGAAAAGCUUCUUCCAAAGGAAAAGCCAAAGAAACUUCAAACUCUACCAAUCCAACCAAGGGUGUUAAAGGUGCUGAAGACUCAAAUGCAAAGCGCAGCAAGUCAAAUGAAAAUGGCCAAGUGAAGGUUGAGGAAGAGUCCAAAGAAGGUACUUCUAAUGAUGCAGGGGAAGAGAAACAGAACAAUAGUAACUCCAAACCUCCUGAGCCUCCAAAAGAUUACAUUCAUGUGAGAGCAAGAAGGGGUCAAGCUACUGAUAGCCAUAGUCUUGCAGAACGUGUAAGGAGGGAGAAAAUCAGUGAGAGGAUGAAGCUUCUACAAGAUCUUGUACCAGGUUGCAACAAGGUCACUGGUAAGGCACUUAUGCUUGAUGAAAUUAUAAACUAUGUUCAGUCAUUGCAGCGUCAAGUUGAGUUUCUGUCUAUGAAAUUGGCUAAUGUUAACCCAAGGAUGGAUCUUAGUGUUGAGAAUCUUGUAUCAAAGGAUAUAUUUCAAUCAAAUAAUUCUUUGGCACAUCCAAUGUUCCCAUUAGAUUCCUCAACACCAGCCUUUUAUGGGCACCAGCCCCAGCAAAACUCAGCUAUCCACAAUAACAUUCCUAAUGGAACUGUGACCCACUCUUUAGUGGACCCAUUAGACACUUCUUUGUGCCAAAAUUUUGGCAUGCAGUUACCUUCCCUUAAUGGGUUUAAUGAAAGUGGCUCUCAGUAUCCAUUAACAUUCUGUGAGGAUGACCUGCAUACCAUUGUUCAGAUGGGGUUUGGCCAGACUACAAACAGGAAAACACCAUCACAGUCCCCAAGUUUCAACGGUUCAAAUCAAGCACCCCAAAUGAAAGUUGAGCUUUGAUCUCCUUUCUUUACGCCUCAAUUAAUGCCCAGAGGAGUAGGAAGAUUGCUGUAUACAACAAAAGAUUCAAUUCCAACAACCCCAUGAAUUAUUAAGCC